AUGCCAUCCGUGGGACAAUGCCUGUUGACCUGCAGCGACUGCUGCUCCGUCAAUACGAGCGCAACGUCUGCAACUCCGGGCGGCUUGUGGGAGUGCAGCAAGUGCCUGGACGAGAUGCGGCUAAUGCAGAGGCUGGCGAUCAGCGGACUCCUGUCCGUGAUACUGAUCGUCCUUCUGACCGGCACGUUCGUCACGCGUCGCGACCUGGCGAACGUCGUGGAGCGUGGCGUGGCGCCGGACGAACAGCAACUGAACCCCGCCUGGGUGCAGAGCAACGUGAUUCCUGGCCAGGACGAGCCGAAACCCGAAGAUAAGGAUCGACGGGUGGACUCGAAGCACAAACAGGCCGAGCCGUCCGCGGUCGGACCCCCGCCGGUUCCCGUUCCCGGACCCUACGUCAUUAAACCGCCUAAUCCACCCCUGGAUGACGUGACUAAUCAGCGCCGCGAGAAGAUCAAAGAGAUGAUGAAACAUGGCUGGGACAACUACGUGAGGUACGCCUGGGGAAAGAACGAGCUGAGACCGAUCUCGAAGAGAGGUCACAGCGCCAGCAUCUUCGGCGUUUCGAAUCUUGGUGCGACCAUCGUCGACGGCCUCGACACCCUCUACAUCAUGGGUCUUCACGACGAAUUCAAGCAGGGCCGGGACUGGAUCGCCGAGAACCUCGACUUCGAUAUCUUGUUUCGAGCAAUUCAAUCUAUGAACGAUAAGCUAGAAAUCUCUUUUUCUAUUGCUCUUACUCUUAUCCAUUUGAUGAUAAUAUUUUUUAACAACUACCACGGGCAGCUAGUGAUCGACAAUGGCUUGGACGUGUUUCACGAAUCCUAUGAUUCUACGUGGCAUUGCAUUCCUGUGAAAGCACAAAAAUUGUUACUGUUCAUCAUGCUGCGGAGUUCGGACGAAUGCGCGUAUAAUCUCUCCGGAUUAUUCGUCCCGUGUUACACAGGCUUGUCUGCGAUGAUUAGUACAUCGUUCUCCUACCUUACCCUGAUGCUCUCGAUACAGUAA
Eufriesea mexicana is the source of this 1008-nucleotide messenger RNA. RefSeq lists its product as uncharacterized. Gene Ontology annotation, molecular function: mannosyl-oligosaccharide 1,2-alpha-mannosidase activity; calcium ion binding; odorant binding. Lineage: Eukaryota; Metazoa; Arthropoda; Insecta; Hymenoptera; Apidae. Gene Ontology annotation, biological process: sensory perception of smell; carbohydrate metabolic process; mannose trimming involved in glycoprotein ERAD pathway. Gene Ontology annotation, cellular component: Golgi membrane; endoplasmic reticulum. The record is from RefSeq and is a predicted model, not a curated record.